CACAGCUGUGAUCCCAACCUGUUCGUCCAGAACGUUUUCAUCGACUCCCACGACCCGGGGUUCCCCGUCAUCGCCUUCUUCACCAGCAGGGUGGUGAAGGCAGGCUCGGAGCUGACCUGGGAUUACUCCUCCUCCUCCUCCUCCUCCUCCUCCUCUGGAGCAGAAAGUAGUCCCGGAGCAGAAAGUAGUCCCGGCGCUGUGUGUCUCUGCGGCAGCGAGGCGUGCCGCGGUCGCUUCAUGGUGGGAGAUCAGCUGUGUGACUCCUGUGAGGUCAAAGGUCACACUCAGUGACCCCCCCGCCCCCCUCCCCUACCGGUUCAAACCUCUGCACUCUUUUUAUACACUGAAAUAAAUGCACUCUAUUUUGAAAAUCA
This is a messenger RNA of Trematomus bernacchii (emerald rockcod), 374 nucleotides long. RefSeq names its product histone-lysine N-methyltransferase SETDB2-like. The record is from RefSeq and is a predicted model, not a curated record. Gene Ontology annotation, molecular function: histone H3K9 methyltransferase activity; protein binding. Gene Ontology annotation, biological process: heterochromatin organization; negative regulation of gene expression. Gene Ontology annotation, cellular component: nucleus. Lineage: Eukaryota; Metazoa; Chordata; Actinopteri; Perciformes; Nototheniidae.